UCUAAAUAACAAAAUUUUGAAUAAUUUGAAUAUUUAAUUAAUUUAUGUUUGGAUUUGGUACUAUAUUUUCGGAUCGGUAUCGGUUCUGUUGUUUGGAUUAAUUUUGUAAAACCCUAAUAAUUACAUAAAAAUAAAUAUCAAUAUAUUUUUCAAAAUAUACACCCAGACGCGCGGGUCAAAAUCUAGUAGCUUAUUAUUAGUGGCGUGAGACCACACCAAAAUAUAAUAAGAAAUAAAUGUUAACUAUAUAUAGUUCGGACGUGGUAGUCCAUUAAUAUUGGAAUCAAAUUCGGCAUUUUGAUAAAUUCAUUAUCUAGAUUCUAGUCUUUUCUGUUCCGUCCAAUUACACAAAAUAAAUAGAAUCCUGAAAUAAAUAACAAAAGGGAGUUUCAGUUAGCCUCUUGAUUUACUUAAAUCCAUUAAAAAUUAAAUAUAACUAUAUAAGGAGUCACUUAAAGUUGCUAUUCAACAGCCGUUUGAUGAGAAAAAAGACGUUGUUAUUCAGCUAUUCAUAUCUCUAACACGAAUAUCUUGCUUGGAUUUCCUCGCGUACUUGUCUUAGCUAUAAUUACGACCAUAAUCAUAACAGUAAGAAAGCAUGUUAAAUUGACAACAUGUGUCUCGAUCGCAUCUUGGUGUAGCGAUAGUUUAGACACGGUUCGUCAAUUUUCACUAUAUUCAUAUUAAUUUGACCACUAAAUCACAUGAUGACUACAAAUUCCAAAGUUAAAUUAAUAUAUAUAGGUAAGUUAUUCCAAGUUCCAAAUCUUGAUUAUAAAAAAAGGGAAAAGAAAAGGGAAAAUAGAUGCGAAGAUGCAAGAUUGAUAGUGAAAUCAAAUGAAGGGCACAUGUUGGGGAAGUGACGUAACAAAAAGGAAAACAGAAAGAAGAUAGAUAGAUAGAGAUGCUUAGUUAUUAUCAUGACAACUAUGAAGCAAAGCUAGAGUCCGUCCAUACAAGUAUUUUGUGUGUGUACCACCGAAUUUGUCUGUUUAUGUUAUCGCCCUUCUUUUCUCAUUCCCACGAGCCACGAUCACAAUUAUGUUUUGCAAUGCCAUUGAUAUUGAUUGACAAACUAAACAAUUAUAAGACUCGUGGAUUUGUAUGGUCAAAUAUAUUCCGAUCAAAUUAUUCGCAUAAGUGUGAGAUAAAAUACGUACUUUAUCUCCUUUACUUCCUCCUACGUCGCAUCUACGCAUUCGUGCCCUACCUUCAUAAAUCAUAAGACUCUUCCAACUGUUUAAAUUCUUAAUUGAGUCGAUGAGCCACGACCGGAGAUUUAAAUAAUCACAAAUCACUAAUCAUUAUUUUAAUUAAGCCUUCAUUUCCAAUGAUUAUCCUAUUUUUUACUUCAAAAUAGAAAAACUCUAUAAUAGAUGAGUUUUGCUCCAAUAUUUUUCUUUUUAAUAAAGAUCUUCAAAUAUAGAGUAAAAUAUAGAAAAUGCAAUUUCUUCUCCUAUAAAUAGAGGAAAAAAUAGCAAUUUCUAUAUUAAAACAAAAAUAUAGAUGAACUGAAGUAAUUUUGCCUUUAAAUGCUAUUAUAAAAGCAAAUAGAGUUGAGUUGGAGAUGCUCCAAAACACAUUUUACUCUCAAAAUUAUCAAUUGACUUAUGUUUUAUAGUAUAAAAAUUUGUUUAAUACAAAAUAGCCAAACGAUAUAAAAAAUGAAAUCAUGUAGUUUAGUCCUUUCAUUUUGUUCGCUUUAUACUCAAAAUUGGCUUUUGCUAAAUAUACAUGGUGAUUACUAACCUCUUUGUCGGUAUAAAUGUUUAGAUCAUGAAAACAUGUUAUCCAAAGUAAUGAUAUACAGUUUUCUUGCCUAACUCCACUAACACAGCUAACAAUAUUAUAUUUACCAACUACUACUUGAAUUUUAAUUUGAUUUAGAAGAGAUUGAUUCAUUGAAAUCUUGUUUAUACUAAUCAGUUAACAAAUCCUAACUUAUUUAUUAUUGUUGAUAUCGAAACAAAUCCCACAAGUUAAUAUUCUAGCCUAAUUUCAUUUUCACAUCUUAAGGCAAUAAAAAUUUACAAAAGCAAAUUAUAGAAAAAAAAUCUUAAGGCAACAAAAAUAAAGAACAACAUAAGAAGCUAUAAUAGUUUAUUUUGGGAAGAAAAUCAAGCCAUAAUAGUUUUUAUAAAGAAAACCCAAGCUAUAAUAGUUUCAUACCUACUAAGUUAGGAAUUUGUAAUUUCUUUAUACAUAUAAAAUUAGCUAGCUGGUCAAUAAACAAUUAGCACUUUUCGAAAGGUCCAUUUCUAAGGAAGUUGGAGACCGUCCUUUUAAACUAAUUCCCCUGCACCAUCCCUUAUAUCGGGUGUCUAAUUCUACAUCUUAUUCCUUUUUAUAUUCUCUAACCAAUUACAAACAAAAUGUGAUAAGUAUUAUUUAAUUUUAUUAUCGAAACUCGUAUCUUCCUUCCUCUCCAUCCUUUUUCAUCUACCUUUGAAUCUAUUCAUACUUGUAUAUAAAGCUUUACUUCCUCCUCUGCUACACCUUUUGUAUCAAUAACCAAAACACAUUCAUUGUUUUAAACCCUAAACCCUACACUCCAAACAUCUGAGCUACCACCAAAAACAAAAAUGAGACCCUUUGGUUUGAUCGUUACGGUCAUGUUCUUGGUCUCAGCCUUUUCGGAAUCAAGAACCGCCGAUUGCAGAGUUCUCCUUGGUGGUUCAUGGGAGGAUCAAUCUAAGAAUCACGGAGUUGAUUUGCGAAGUAAAGAAUUGUUAAGGGUCGUGAUACGUGGUUAUAAAAGGCUACAAUCGCUCUCUUCAGCUGGAGAGAGGAUGCACACAAUGGCUUCAGGACCGAGCAGGAGAGGUGCUGGUCACUAAAAGACUGUUAAUCCAUGCACUUACAUUAUUUCUAUAAAUCAAUAUUGCUUAGCUCAGGUUAUAGUAAAUAGUUUUCAGUUGUUAUAGGUUAUUAUAUUUAUUCAGUCGUCAAAGAUCAACGUUAAAGUUUAGAGGGGAAAUAUUCUUUGAUCAUACAAUAGUUGGUUCCUUCUAAUAAAAAUCACGUGCCAAUAAUUGAUAAUUUUGUUUUUGAUUGAAUUUAUAGUUUGAGAUCCAAGUUAACCGUGUAAAUUCGAGAUGAAUCAGUUUUUUUUUUCCAUUAUGGUGCAUUACAAAUGAAACAACCACAACACUCAUCAAAAGCGUUAACAGCAAAACUACUCUCAUAAAGAAUACAAUGUUAUUUCAUGCUAUACUACUACAUAGUAGUUAAAAAUUGGAUUAAUAUCGGUUGCAACUUCCAUGAUUGAUGAGAUGCAAACACAUAUUUUGUGUUCAAAGCGUUGGCCUUUGGGGUAUUAAAAGGGACAUUUUGUUUUGUUGUCCUUCUAUGGGAGCCGGAAAUAUAGAAGCUAUAAGCUUCACAUACACUGUUCGGAAUAAGGCCCAAUUAGGACGAUUAUUACAAAGCUAGUCGAAUUUAUCUACAAUGACAGUUUUUUUUUAAAAAAAAUAUUUAUUAUUACUAAAUUGCUUUGGAAAAUUGACAAAAAGUUUGAAUAAAUAAUUCUCUUUAACCAAAAAUAUAUAGAUAUUAAGUUUUGUUAAUUUGGAACGGUAAUGAGAAAAUUAAUAAAAAGCCUAUUUAAAGGCCUGUUUAAAUUUUCUUUUUUUACACACCAACGAGCAUUUUCUACUAUAUGAUUCAUAUCUUUUUUGCUGAUUUUUGUUGUAAACUUACAAGCAAAAGACAGAGAAGGCGACGAUGAGUACGAUGAAACCAAGUCGGAGCGACGAAGUAUCCGACCCAGAUCAGCAGAUCAAGAACUCUAACGAGAUCAGAGCUUGUUUCGAUUCCUUGGCACCUAAGCGACCCACUAAACCCACCCGGAACGAGCCAGCACCUCUAGGAUCUUUCUCUACUUCCGACCAAACCACAGACCACCCAGAGGCUGACAAGUUCCAAAAUCUCCAGUCACAAACUCAUAGUAAUAUUUUGCACGAAUGAGGUUCAGCUGCUGUUCAAGAGGAGUUCUUAGAGACAGGGGAUUACACGAAGAUAUUAAGCAACAUCACACGACCGGAAGUGGGUUUAUCAAAGUGGUGAAGGAAGACGGUGGCGAAGAUACCUUUACAGCCGCCGCUGCACUCGACGACGGAGGAGAAAAGGCGGUCUGCAGAAGCAACCCGGCUAUGAACGACUGGAUUCCUGCGGCCGAGGAAGGCCUAACUUCCGAGUUUUCAUCUAAACCGAACAAAAGCGAGAGUUCUUGAAUAAGAUCUUUAACCAUGUUUCUUUAUCAUCUUCCAGAUAUUGUGUGUUUCUUGAUAUUAUUGUAAUAAAAAUUGAAAUUAAUGAACUAUCUGUUUUGUGUCA
Molecule: messenger RNA, 4335 nt
Organism: Brassica rapa (field mustard)
Lineage: Eukaryota; Viridiplantae; Streptophyta; Magnoliopsida; Brassicales; Brassicaceae
Source: RefSeq, a predicted model, not a curated record